AUGGCUCACUGUCGCAAAGGCGGCCGGUCGGAGAGGCGUGGACGGCGCUACGGAGAGCCCGGCAGAUCGCUGCAGCGCGUGCCGGGCGAUAGCGAUUGCGGCUUUAAGAGAUUUGCGCAUGAACUGUCCUGCUUCCGGGAGGAGCACGACGCCGCGUACGGGGCCGACAGCUCCGCGGUAGCUUCCAGCACCGCCAGCGGGCGGAGCGCGCGCAGCGCGGCCAGCAUGCGCAGCGCGAGCAGCUCCGGAGCCUGGUUUGGAGGCGGCUGCAAUCUUUGCAGUGCAAGCUACGAGCAUGCAUGA
Molecule: messenger RNA, 303 nt
Organism: Coccomyxa subellipsoidea C-169
Lineage: Eukaryota; Viridiplantae; Chlorophyta; Trebouxiophyceae; Coccomyxaceae
Exons: 2
Coding region: 1-303 (100 amino acids)
Source: RefSeq, a predicted model, not a curated record